This is a messenger RNA of Planococcus citri (citrus mealybug), 3276 nucleotides long. It is a transcript of the gene e, whose product is annotated as ebony. The record is from RefSeq and is a predicted model, not a curated record. The coding region runs from base 327 to 3032 and encodes 901 amino acids. Lineage: Eukaryota; Metazoa; Arthropoda; Insecta; Hemiptera; Pseudococcidae. The transcript is spliced from 17 exons.
UUAAUUGAUGUAGGCCUGCUUGUAUGUACUUGAGUUUAGAUAUUAGUUCAUUUAGUUGCGGUAUAUUGCUAGCUUGCUAAAAUAUAAACCGCCCGUAGUUUCGUUCUUCUUUAAUUACUAUCUGUUGUUUAUUAUUAUACGUUUUUUUCUUUCAUUUUUCGCCGUCUCGGUCACCACUGUCGCGUUUUACGACGAGAACCAGAUCUGUGUGGAUAAUAAUCGACGCCCAUAUAUCGAUAUAUUACUAGCUACCUACGUACUUGUACCUAUAUCUCACCGAGGCGCAGAAGACGGCGUUGAAGGAGAGGUACACGGCGUAGAAAAAAAUGAACGUAGAAUGUGGCAGCGAAUCGAUCAUGGAAGGUGAACGAAUAACACCGGUGGCCAGUGGUUUACCACUACAUCGACUAUUUGAGACAAAUUUGCGAAAAAACAUCGACCUAUACGAUAGAAUAGCCGUGCAGUUUGAAGAUUUGGAAAAGGAAGCGGAAAUAACGACCAACGCCAGCAGACGAAUCACGUACGGGGAAUUGGAAACGAAAAGCAAUCGACUAGCUAGGCAAAUUCUGCAACAUUUACACGAUUGGAAUAGAAAUGAAGCGAAUGCUGACGGCGAUAGGGUCGUAUUGCUUUGCAUGGAUACUUCGGAGAAGCUUAUUGUUGCCAUGAUGGCGGUAUGGAAAAUAGGAGCUGCGUAUUUACCGUUGGAUGUUGAUACACCUAAAAAUAGAUUCGAGCAUAUUAUCAAUGAGGUGCAUCCGAUGGCUAUGAUAACUGAUUGUCACAGAGAUCAACAUUCAAAUUUUCCUUAUAAGCUCGAUUACAAUGCUUUGGAGAAGAAAAGCUACGACGAAAUAGCAACCAACCGCGGUAGUCUGCCCCAAAAUUGUGACAGCGUAACAUCAACCGCCAUCAUUUUGUACACAUCAGGCAGUACCGGAGUUCCUAAAGGUGUUCGUUUGGCGCACAAUGCAAUCAUGAAUCGUCUCAAUUGGCAGUGGAGGAAAUUCCCAUUCGCUCGAGACGAGCGUAUUUGCGUAUUCAAAACAGCCAUCACUUUCGUAGAUGCAGUUUGCGAAAUAUGGGCACCUAUUUUAUAUUCAGAUCCGAGGACGCUUCUCGUUCUAGCCAAAAAUGUUAGCAAGGAUGCCGAGAAAUUGGUACACAUAUUACACGCCCAUAAAGUACACAGGCUGGUGCUAGUGCCAUCGCUUUUGCAAGCUAUUCUCGUGUAUUUGGAUAUGAUGACAUCGGCAAAAAAACGUCAACUAUAUCAAAAAUGCGACUUGCUAAAAAGCUUGAAAUUAUGGGUAUGCAGCGGCGAACCUUUACCAGUUCAUUUAGUCGAGAAAUUCUUCUCGUAUUUCAACGACGAUAACAAUUCGUACAAACUAUGCAAUUUCUACGGAAGCACCGAGAUCAUGGGAGACGUUUCGUAUUACGUACUGAAUUCCACCAAACAACUCGUAUUCGCUGAUAAAAUACCCAUAGGAUUGCCGUUGGAUAAUACCACGUUGUAUUUAUUGGAUGAAAAUUUUAAAGCGGUUGAAAAAGGAAAAAUAGGCGAACUUUAUGUGGCUGGAUUUAACCUAGCGACUGGUUAUGUUGCUCGCAGAGAUCCUGAUAGGUUCAUCAAGAAUCCUUUUUGUAACGAAUUUGGUUUUGGUAAACUCUACAAAACUGGAGAUUAUGCCAGAAUCGUCGACAAUGUAAUGUUAUACGAAGGUCGAACUGAUUCCCAAGUGAAAAUUCGUGGUCAAAGGGUCGACUUAUCAGAAAUCCAGGCAGCUUUGAGUAAUUUAAAAGCUGUGCACAAAUGUGCGGUGCUUUGUUAUAAACCUGGCGAUAUAAAUCAAGCAAUCAUAGCAUUUGUUACUCUAAAUGUUGGUCACAAUUUCACAGCUGAUGACAUAAAGUCUCAAUUAAAGGAAACAUUAACGCAUUACGCGAUGCCACGGGUAUUCAUUAUGGAUAAUCUACCCUUAUUGAACAAUGGCAAAGUUGACAGGCAAAAACUACUGAAAUUAUACGCUGAUAAUACAGAAAACCAAACCAAACGAUGUGAAAUCAAAGUAGACUUCAAAGGUGUUGAAAACAGCAAACUGAAAGCAGCUAAAUGUCUCUUUGAAACGAUUGCUUCAACCGUUGAACUGAGUUCACAAAAUACCCCAACGUUGACGAUAAAAUCGAAUUUCUACGAAAUCGGAGGCAAUUCCCUGAAUUCAAUUUACACCAUAAGUAAAUUGAGAGAAAAAGGUUAUUUUAUAGGCAUAGCAGAAUUCAUCUCUGCUCCGGAUUUGGGUGCUGUAAUAAGUCGUAUGCAGCCUGAGAAACGUGACAAAGAGAAUAUUCCAACAAUAGGCGAUUUAAAUGUGAAAAAUGUUCGUAAAAGUAAUUACAGAUGUGAAAUGCUUUGCGAUAAGCACAAAGAAAUCGUAUACAGAAUUAUUACAGAAAGUUUCUACCAAAAAGCUGAUUUAGAACAGUGGCUUAUUCCUAAAUUGAAAUCGGAUUGCUAUACAGAAUUAUUGGACGCUAUUUGGGAACCAUUGAUCAGUAAAAAUUUAAGUUUCGUUUUGUAUUCCGAGCUUCACAAAAAAUAUAUCGGAACUACGUUGAAUUUUGACGCUCACGACGAACCUGAAGUGAAUAUUUCCAACGAUUUGAAUAUUAUUUUCGAAUUUUUAGAAUUCUUAGAAGGUCCCAUCAGAGACAAAAAAUUACCAAAAGGCAAAAGACAAAUACUGCAUAAUUUCAUGAUAGGUACCGAUACAUCUUUAAAUGCAGUUGAAAAUAUUGAAACGGUUGCAUUUAUGGAAACUGAAGUUCUCAGAAUAGGCAAAUCUAAAGGAUUUGCUGGUAUUUUAACCACCAAUACGAAUCCUCUUACUCAACAACUCGGUCGAGACGUAUUCAAUUACCAAACAUUGUUGGAUUAUCAAGUAAAUCAGUACGUUGCUUCGGACGGCACAAAACCAUUUGGAAAAGCACCGGACGACCAAAGAGCUGUCGUAGCGUGGAAACCAUUUUAAAUUCCAAAACACUAUUUCGCAAUUUACCAGCAUCAUUCAUUAUUAUUUAUAUAAUUCGUAUUUGAUAAGCAAUUUCAUUUGACGUAUUCAUAACAUUGUCUUCAUCAACCAAUCAUCAGCUGAAUCAGCUCAUCAUUUUUAGUAACGAGUUAGUCAUAGUUGUUAGUUGGUUACCAAUUCCAAUUGUAAGAAGACUGUUAAGACGAUUAAGAUGUUUAAAUUAAUAAAGAAAUUAUCUCCUCUA